This is a messenger RNA of Drosophila virilis, 961 nucleotides long. RefSeq names its product mediator of RNA polymerase II transcription subunit 15. The record is from RefSeq and is a predicted model, not a curated record. NCBI's taxonomy places the organism in Eukaryota, Metazoa, Arthropoda, Insecta, Diptera, Drosophilidae.
GUUCUAUUGAGAGCGGACGACGAGAUAUUAUUCAAAUGCCUUUCAAUUGGCAAACUUUGCUGUUGAGCGUGUGCCUCAGUCAAAUCGGGGCGCAGUUGUUUGAAAAGCCGUCGACGUUGACAACAACAAAUGUGACUUACACAAGCUAUAUACAGGGUGCUGUUGGUGGCGCCACACAGCUGCCAAAUCAUGUGAACGUUCAACGUGCACCAGCAAUACAAAUUAUUAAGGCAGCGGAGCAAGAAAUCACGGAUAGCGAUGCGUUGGCGCCAUUGUUGCAGCAAUUGUUGAGGCAAACUAUGCCAAAUUGGCAGCAGGAACAGCGACAGCAACAACAACAACAGCAUCAACACUUUUUUGUGUUUGAGAACUCACAGCCUGUGCAGCUGGCAGGUCAACAGCCUCAAAUAUUACAAGGGUUCAAUGGCGUCAACGUACGUCAGCCGCAGCAGCAGCAGGAGCUGCAGCAGCAGCCACAAUCGACAUAUAUGCCGCAGCGGCAGCAACAACAAUACACUCAGCUACCAAUACAGAUGCAACAACAGCAAGCAGAACAAAAGGAAUACACACAAUAUUUACAAACAGCGCCAAAAAUCGCAUUGGCGUCGCCUGCAACAGCAACAGCAACAGCAACAGCAGCAACACCAACACCCGCAACGCCCGCAACACCCGCAGCAGCAGCAGCAGCUUGGCCGCAAGGAGUUCGUUAUGUGGCGCCAAUUGGAAGUUGGGCGAACAGUUUUCAGCCUCCCUCACCUCAAGCGAAUAACGCGACGAUGGAUGCGUUGUGCCAGCGCUGCUGCGACCCGGUGGCGCCACCAGAAACGCCCUGCGCGUGCUGCAACACGAAACCGCUGCUAAGCGCCACACUGCUAAAGGCGACAGCUGGUUAGUGAUUUUAAUUAAAUUGCUUGGCCCGAUUAAUAAAGAUGCGCAGCGGCUGCGAAAAAUGUGUAGCAUA